Messenger RNA from Mercenaria mercenaria, 1577 nucleotides. RefSeq lists its product as uncharacterized. The transcript is spliced from 4 exons. Bases 106 to 963 code for a protein of 285 amino acids. The record is from RefSeq and is a predicted model, not a curated record. Lineage: Eukaryota; Metazoa; Mollusca; Bivalvia; Venerida; Veneridae.
ACUAAUUAUUGACGAUGAACAAAUCUAUGAAGAACAGGCAAUGGUUUGCUUCAAAAACCAGUUUGAAAAAUUCAAGAAUAUUGUCAAGAAAGAUUUAGAAGCAAAAUGUUUGGAUUCACUAGGGAGACUGGAUACAAUGAAAAUACAAGUGAAGAUAAAGAAUCGCAAGUACUGCACACCCUGACAGGGUAUGAUGAUUAUAUGAAAGAUAUAGACUCACUGAUCCAGCAGUUCAAUAGAGAAGCAGGCUACAUGGGAUCUGUGGCGAGAAUUGUUCUUCAAGAGUUUCUUGAUAAAAAGGUAGAAGAAGAGGAAAUUGUGUACAAAAUGGUUCUAGAGGCACUAGAUGGGCAAGAAGGGCCAGCAAGGAGAAAGAUGAAGCGCCUGAGUCUGUUCAGAGAAGAAGACGCUAACAUUUUAAAGGGGGAAGAAGAAGUUGAAGAAGCAAUUCGAGCUGAUAUUGAAAUGUUACAAGUCAAUGGCUUACAGAACAUCGGAACACAAUACCUUGGCAUGCUGAAGACGAAAAUUGAAGAAGUAGACAGAGUAAAGAAAGGGCUCACUCGGAGCAGCUCAUACUAUCAUAAAUUAUGUAAAGAAACGGCACAUUGGAAAGACAUUUUUGACAAGGCUAUAUUUAAUUUGUCCCACUAUAGGAAGCAGCUAAAACCAGUAACUGAGCAAAAAGAAACGGAUAUGCGAUGUACAGCUUAUAAUGAGCCUUUGGAAGAUGUAAUAGAGCCACUUUGGAAGAAAGCGCUGGAAAAAGAUGAAUCCAUAGACGAAGAUGAUGUCACGUCACAAUGUUCUUUUGAUGGGGAGGAUUUCAAAUCUGCAAAUGGAGACAGUUUAACGGUUCUUCCUAACAGGGUUUCGCCAGAUGGAAUGUCUGAUGAUCCAGUUUAUCGUGACCCGGCUCUUGUUGAAGAACAAAGAAAAUCGGAUAAAUGCAAUAUCAUAUAAAAGCUAUUGAUUAUGGGACAAUUUUGCUUGGCAAGGACGAGAAUGAUUGAACUUAUUUUUUGAAAUUAAGAUUUUCCGAGUAUGAUGAGUACACGUGGCUAAUGGAAAAUUAUUAGAACGGUGGUUGUUAUAUACAUAAAUAUGCACUGUGUACAAAUUUCAUUUCAGAUGCUUUAAAUUGUAAUGUUAUUAAUCAAGCGAUUUCAUAUUGACCUUGUUAUUUGUCAAAGGGUUGUCGUUUUGGCCCAGGGCCGUAGGCCGAGGGACAAAUAACUAGGCAAAUAUGAAAUCACUUGAUUAAUGACAAUUUUAUUAUUCAACUUUGUAAUAUUUGCGGUAACACCAUUAGAACUCUUUGACUUACCUUUACAGUUAUUCAUUUUCAGAUCAAAAAUUUUGUUUUGAUUUAUUUUUGAAAGCAUAAUCAUUUUAGCCAGUAAAACAGAAUGGGUUGUAUAUAGGUACGUGUUAAUAAUUUUGAGAUAUAUUAUGAUGCCUCGACAUAAUCAAAAGUAACUGGAAUUUACCUUUUUAAUUUUUCUCGAGUGAGCAUCUUAUGAUCUGUUUAUUUGAACUGUGAUAGAAAGUGCUUAAAAUGCCAUUUUUUAGUAAGG